Molecule: messenger RNA, 6124 nt
Organism: Clarias gariepinus (North African catfish)
Lineage: Eukaryota; Metazoa; Chordata; Actinopteri; Siluriformes; Clariidae
Gene: kif26aa
Product: kinesin family member 26Aa
Exons: 13
Coding region: 1-5076 (1691 amino acids)
Biological process (GO): microtubule-based movement
Molecular function (GO): ATP binding; microtubule binding; microtubule motor activity
Source: RefSeq, a predicted model, not a curated record
AUGGGCUGGAUCAAGUCUGGAGCUUCUGGCAUGGACAUAAAGCCAAGCUGCCAUGCUACUGUUACUCCAUUACCCACAUAUGCUCAGAAUUAUUUGGAGGGGGUGUGGAGUGUGAAAACCAUCAGUAGAACUCAACAGCAACAACGAUCACAGAGCUUGAUUCCAGUCAAGAACAGCAUGACUUCAGAAACCUCACCUUCUCGCCAUGUCAGCGCUAUUCCCUCCAUCCCUCUGAAAGGAAACAGACGUAGCAGCCAGAUGACAUCUCCACUUCCAGCUCAAAGCAGCUCUGCAGCCUCGUUCUUCCUCAGGGCUGCUCAGAAGCUGAACCUCUCCAAACGGAAGAAGCCUCAGCCUCCUCCGCCGCCGUCGCCGCCUGACCCCGAUGAACCGUUCUUCUACACUGACGGCUUCAGCGCCGCCCUGCAGCUCUCGCCCCCACCUGUCCCACCAUGCCUACUCAGGGCGGGGUCGAAGGUCAAAGACUGCCCCGGGAUGGGAAAGGUUAAAGUUAUGGUGCGUAUCUGUCCUGCUAAAGGGGAACAGGACACGUCCGAGUCCAUGUCCCUCCUGAAGGUGGAUGCUCAUAAGAAGCAACUGACCUUCUGCGAGCCUCCACCUAGCGGUGCGGGUCAGAGACGCAUUUCCUCCAGCACGGCCCCAAAGAUCUUCAACUUCGAUGCAGUCUUCACCCAGGAUGCCUCACAACCGGAGGUGUGUUCAGGGACGGUGGCGGAGGUCAUUCAGUCUGUCGUCAACGGCGCUGACGGGUGCAUCUUCUGUUUCGGGCACGCCAACCUCGGUAAAACCUACACCAUGAUUGGUAAAGACUGCUCCACUCAGAGUCUGGGCGUCGCCCCGUGUGCCAUCUCCUGGCUCUUCAAGCUGAUCGAGGAGAGGAAAGAGAAAGCCGGUGCUCAAUUCUCUGUGCGCGUCUCGGCUGUGGAGAUCAGCGGGCGGGACGAAGUGCUGACGGACCUCCUGGCCGACUUUCCUACAGGAACUCUCCAGGAUGUCCAGGGUGCGGGCGUCUACCUCAAGGAGGACCCCAUCUCGGGUUCACAGCUUCAGAAUCAGAGUGAGCUGAGGGCGUCCACAGCAGAGCGAGCCGCCUUCUUUCUGGACUCGGCUUUAUCGGCACGGAGCACUAGCAGACUCGACAGCGCUGAGGAGCAGCAGUGCAACUCUCACAUGCUCUUCACCCUCCACGUCACCCAGUACCGCAUGGAGAAGAGCGCCAAAGGAGGAAUGUCUGGGGGUCGGAGUCGUCUACAUCUUCUGGACCUGGGGAGUUGUGAAUCUGACUUCACUCGAACAAGAGAUGGAGGUGGAGGACAGUGUCUGUCGCUGGCCGCUCUGGGGAACGUCAUCCUUGCUUUAGCCAAUGGGGCCAAGCAUGUUCCUUACAGGGAUAGCAAGCUCACUAUGCUUCUGAGGGAAUCAUUGGGCAACAUCAACUGCAGAACCACAAUGAUCGCCCACAUCUCAGAUUCACCGGCCAGUUUUCCUGAGUCACUCUCCACUGUGCAGUUAGCCUCUCGUAUUCAUCGCAUGAGGAAGAAGAAAUCCAAGUAUGCCUCCAGUUCUUCAGGAGGAGAGAGCUCUUGUGAGGAAGGACAAACACGACGACCACCUCAUUUAAAACCAUUUCACCCCAGAACAGUGGCUCUAGACCCAGACCACCCGGCACUUCUAUCCAGUGAUCCGGACUACUCCUCCAGCAGUGAGCACUCAUGUGACACAGUUAUUUAUGUCGGUCCUGGAGGAGCCCAUAUUUCUGACUGUGAACUCAGCGACAAUGAGGGCCCUCCAGCCUUUGUUCCUAUCAUUCCUUCAUUGAACAAAAAGCGUGCAAAAGAGGCUCCCAAAUCAGACGGAGAUCAUCUGAAGUGCAACACAUUUGCAGAGUUACAAGAACGCCUUGAGUGUAUUGAUGGAAGUGAGAGCACAGCUACUUUCAUCAGUGAGGUAAAAGGACCUCAGACAGUCUCUAAGACUCAAGGAGGAGCUCCUAAAGCAACAGAUGCAUGUACCAAGAUGAUAAAAUCCUCCCUCCAAAAUCUUUCUUACAUGGAGAACUCCAAAGUGCUCUCAGAACCGGCUGUAUCUGGUCAAACCUCAGCUCAAGCCCCUGAGUCAGUUGUUCGAGAGAAGGACAUCCUCGACAAGGAAUCCUCACUAUUAUUAGAAAAGACCUCAAAUUUGGCCAGUGAUAGUAUUUUAGCCACAAGGACACCUCCAGUCGGUAUGAGCCAGCCAGCCCUCAGGCAAGGAGUACCAUAUCAUCCAAGUAAGAGCCCAGUGGAAUUGAGCCAUCUCCGAGCAGCUUUUCAGAGCAGAUGUCUUGAAAGAGAUGUCUUGAGGACUACUGUCACUUUACAGCAACCUGUUGAACUGAACGGUGAAGACGAACUAGUGUUUACCGUGGUUGAGGAGUUACCCAGUGGUCUGAUUCCAGACAAUGGCCGACCCUCUAGCAUAAUCAGCUUCAACAGUGACUGCUCCCCACAGACUAUAGCAUCUGCAUCACGUCCAGUCAGUAUAAUUAGCAGCAUCAAUGAUGAGUUUGACGCAUAUGUAUCACAAGUAGACAGUGCACAAAAAGGGCAUGCAAGGUCAAAAGAAGAGGUGUCAUCUGACCACAGCACAUCUUCCAAAGGCUCAUUUAUCAGAAAAACACUGAAUCCUGAUGCUAUACACUCGCCUAGAGGUUUUUCAUCAAAGGGGGUGAACAUACAUGAUAAGAUUUCAACCACAAAUAUACCUGGUGCUUUAUGUUUGGAGUCUUCCUCCCAGCAAGGCACAAAGAGCUCUUUCGGUAACAGUGCAAUUUUUUUUUCACAGUUUGAUUACCAAUCAGGGACCUUUGAGAAAAAUCCUAUAGCCAAGUGCCCACCAGUUUUUGAUACAAAUAAAACAUCAUUCAGAGGUCAAAAAUCUGUGAAAUCUAAUGCCACUUGCUCCUCACAGUCAGUACAGAUAUCUAGUAUGAACCAGUCUACUCUCCCAAGAAAAAACAAACCUACCUCAUCUGUUGAGACAAAUAGCGGCUUCAACCGAGAGUUACAGAGGCAAGGAAGCAGGACAGAUGAACACUGGGUGCCUACUGUCAGUCAGGUUGAUGUAAGAACUACAGAAUUCAUUUCUGCAGGAAAGCCACCCAAAUCUGGCACCAGUGGAAUCCCAUCCAGGAAGAUCACAGGUGGAAGCUGCAGCAGUAUGCCACGCUCUCCAAAAAUCCCACCAUCUUGUUCCUCCCAAAGGGUGGUGGACGGUUGUGAAAAAUCCAGUGUUAAAAAAGGAGAGACUUUGAGCAGGAUGCCUCAGUUUAGACGAGGGGCUACAACACUUGGCAUGAUCACAGUGCCUCAAAGCUCCCCAGAGUCCAAGUGGGGCCACGAUGCCAUACCAACAAGUACAACAUUGAAAUAUUCAUCCUUAGGGAAACGUCCAAAUGGGCAAAAGAGCAGCUUACUCCCAAAGUCUGGCAGCAUGUCACCACCUGCUCCACCCAUUAGAAAGUCUAGCCUGGACCAGAAAACGCGCGAUUUGGUGUCUCCUAGUGCCUUACGGUCAUUGAGCAAUGAUGCAUCCAGAUCCUCAUCAUCCAAAGUGACAGUCUCUGAGGGGGAUUUUGAUGUUCGGCUUAGAGGGGACUCAUUUAGCUUUAAAUCAUUCAGCUUAAAGGCAGGAUCCAGUCUUCAGACACGAGGCACAAAAGGAGACAGUGGAAGAUACUUUGGAAGUCUUUUCUCCCUUGAAAGAUGUGACAGCUUGUCAUCUAUUGGAUCUAAACAAGGAAUGAUAAGAGAGAGCAACAGUGUUAACCUAGCUGGUAAUGGCAAGAGUAAUAGGAUGGUACCAAGACUUGGGGUUACCAGCUCCACCUCUGCACCCCUAUCCCCUCCAUCAACCAGUACUUCUGGAUUCAGCAAAUUAGGGCAGAUUAAAGCUAAUGUGAGUCCUAGAGCCAUGGUUGGCAAUGGAAACAGAACAAAGUCCUUGUCUAACAAUGGUUCCAAACCUUUGAGUGCCACGAAAUCAUUUUCUGUCUCAAGUGUACGGACUGUCAACCUACCUCCAAGUGGAAAAUCAUCAACUCGUUCAGUUAUGAGCGCAAGUAACAAAGCAGGUAAAGGCACCGUCAUGGGCACAAAGCAAGCCAUUCGAGCUGCUAAUAGCCGAGUUAGUGAGCUAGCAUCAAGCAGCCCCAAGAAACACAGCAAAGUUAACGAUGAUCAGACAAGUGUGUCUGCUGAACUUUUACUGCCUUCUUCAUUGCCAUCACCAUACAGUAAGAUCACUGCUCCCCGACGACCACAACGCUACAGCAGCGGGCAUGGUAGUGACAACAGCAGUGUUCUUAGUGGGGAGUUACCUCCGGCCAUGGGCCGCACUGCUCUGUUUUACCACAGUGGAGGCAGCAGUGGCUAUGAAAGCAUGAUCAGAGAUAGUGAAACCACAGGUAGUGCAUCAUCCACCCACGACUCCAUGAGUGAGAGCGGAGUAUCUUCCUCCAGCCGAACCAAGGUGUCAAAGUCUCCCAAAAAGAGAGCCAAUGGCCUGCAGCGGCGGCGGCUGAUCCCUGCUCCCCUGCCGGAUAAUUCCUCCCCUGGCAGGAAGGCUGGAGCUGCAGGUCAGUGGGUGGACCUGCCUCCGCUGGGAGGUUCCCUGAAGGAUGCUUUUGAAAUUAAAGUGUACGAGAUAGACGACGUGGAGCGACUGCAGAGACGCAAGGAGGGGAUGGUGACUGAGGGCUUGCAGUAUUUCAGCGCUCGCCUCAGGAUGCUGGAGAAGAGACAGCAGCAGAUCCGGGAGCUCAGGGUGAAGCACGAGAGCCUGAGGAGGGAACUGGAGGACGCCAAAACUCGGCUGAUGCUCCACCCCGACAAGUGGACCGGAGAGUUUGAUGUGGAUCCAGAUCUGGAUCCGGAUUCACAGGACUACCUGGAGGCUCUGGUUCAGGCCACGGAAGAGCUGGAGUUCUGUGUCAAUCUGUGCAAGUCUCGAGUUAUGAUGGAGACCUGCUUCGACGUCCUGGCACCAACAUCCCCAGGGCAGGAGCUGGAAGUGUGAUCAGGACGAGGACUUAAAACUUCAGUGGAUCUUUAUUUGCCAGGAAGUGCCUUGAUUUGAAUAAUUAUUAAAAAUAAAAUAAAUCAUUGUUUCUGAUCGGUGCUAGUGCGAGAUCAUGACUGUACCUGUUAGCAAUGCUGUUAGCAGAUUUCCUUUUGAAAAAUAAAAAUAGUUAUUUUGCAUUUUAAUGUAGUGUGUAAAAACAAAUCCAUGAUGAAAUUGAAAAAAGGGGAAAAAAAGCAAUAAGGUAAUUUAUUGCCCAUCCCAGAACCUCCUGUGGAGCUGCCCAUCUUUAUUAAACUUUCUGACGUGCUUAUUUAUUUUGCUCAUUUUAUUUAUAAUCCUGCCAAAAGUUUAUUAUUUCAUAUUUUCACACUAAACUUCACGAGUAUUCGUGUGAUAUGUGAGAUACAGUAUGUGUAGAUUUUUGUGUGGAUCGGCAUGAUCUGGGUCUGAACAAUUAGUUAAUCUCAUAUUGCUUUUGAGAAGCCAAAAGAACGUGUUUUAAUUUAUUCAAAAUAAUUGCCAAUUAAACUUGCUGUCUUUUCAAUUAAUGUCAUGUUAAAAAAAAAAGCCCAAGAUGAAUGAAUACCAAGCAUGAAAGCAGCCCUGUACGUGAUACUUGACAUAUUUUUUUUAAUUAAUUCAUCAAUUUAUGAAACACUGAUUACUUUUUGUUUGCUGCUGGAGCAGAACCUGUCUCUAAAGACUUGGAGUAAUUUCAUUCACUUGGAUGUUGCUCAGUGAACCGAAAGACAAAAAUGAUCGAUUAACAGAAGCUAAGAUCGACUCGGGCUCUUGGUUUCCUCUUGAGUUGUUGAUGUUUGAUCAUCUUUGAGGAUCAGAAUGAUUGAAUAAAAAAAAUAAUAAUCCCAUAAAAAAAAAAAUUUAUUAACAAAUUAAUUUAAACCUGAGCGCGUAAGUUCCCUUUAUUUAACGCUUUGAUAUUUUAUAUUUUUUUGUCUAAUAAUUUACAUUAUUUUAUGAGUUUUUACUAAUAUGUAAGACUUUGUCAGUGUUUCAGCUUUAUAUUGUACAGUUUUUUAAA